AGACAGCAGUCAUCAGCCAUAUCUGUGAUUGUGGUGUGGUGCAGUGGUGCGGCUACCAGAAGAUUCUCUCUCUCUCUCCCAGUGGCAUUGGCUGUAGUUUACCCUAAUUUCCAGUCCCUUUUCUAUAAACUAUACCAAUCCUGUAACUUUUACAGCUACCAAUUCGGCUGUCUGCUUCGCUCACUCUGCAAAAUUUGGAGAAAUUGGAGGUCUGGUGGCGAUGGAGCUCCGUGCGGCGGCGGUUUUGGUUUUGAGCGUUUUUGUGGUUUUCCUCGGAUCUGCGGUGGAUGCGCACAAUAUCACUCGCAUUUUGGAGAAGGACGACAGCUUUUCCACUUUUAAUCACUACUUAACUGUGACGCAGCUGGCUUCGGAGAUCAAUGGGAGAGAGACGAUCACUGUUUGUGCUGUGGACAAUGCCGCAAUGGCGGAUCUGUUGGCGAAGAGCCUCACCAUCGGCGCGAUGAAGAAGGUUCUCUCGCUUCAUGUUCUGCUGGACUAUUUUGACGCGAAGAAGCUGCACGAUAUUACUGAUGGUAGUGCUCUGGCGGCGACCAUGUUUCAGGCCACCGGUUCCGCCACAGGCACCGCCGGAUUUGUUAACAUCACGGAUCUGAGAGGAGGAAAGGUCGGAUUCUCUCCGAAGGACAAUGGCGGCAGGUUUGCCGCUACUUUUGUUAAGACGAUUCAAGCCAUACCGUACAACAUCUCCGUUAUUCAGAUCUCGUCGCUCUUGCCUUCUCCUGAAGCGGAGGCGCCGGCGCCUGGUCCUAGCAAGACGAAUAUCACGGCGGCGAUGUCUGCUCACGGAUGUAAGGUCUUCGCCGAGACGCUGGCGGCCAGUCCGGCGGAGCAGACGUACGACGACAACGUACUGAGCGGACUCACCAUUUUCUGCCCCGGCGACGACGCGAUGAAGAGCUUCCUGCCGAAAUUCAAAAACCUAACCGCUUCCGGUAAGCAAAGCCUGCUUGAAUACCACGCGAUGCCGAUUUAUGAAUCGGUUCCUGGCCUCAAGUCGAGCAACGGUCUGACGAACACGCUAGCCACCGACGGCGCCGAUAAGUACGACUUCAACGUGCAGAACGACGGCACUGACGUCACCAUCGUCACCAAGCUCGUGACGGCGAAGAUUGUCAACACCUUGCUCGACGAACCGCCGGUAGCUAUCUACGAAUUGAACAAGGUUUUGAUGCCGAAGGAGCUGUUCAAAGGAUCCCUGCCGCCCGCUCCUGCUCCGGCUCCUGCUCUAGCGCCGGAGGCAGACGCCGAGUCUCCGAAGCCGGCGAAGAAGAAGAAGAAGCACAAGGCGGUAGAGACGCCGUCCGAUUCUCCGGCGGAUGCUCCUGACGGAGACGCAGCAGAUCAGGCGGCCGAUGAUAACGGCGCCGUUAGUCUCCGAGGCGGAAGCGUUGGCGCCGUUAUUCUGAGCCUGCUGUUUGCCUUGUUAAAUCUGUAAGUGAAAUCUAUGGUAUAAUUAACGGCGUUUGCUUCCACUUUGAUAUUUUCUUAUUCAUUUUCUUUUCUCUCUUUAUUUUAGUAUUUUAUUUCAUUUAGUGUGGGGAAUAAUUGAAGCCAUUUGCAUAUUUCAUUUAUUUUUGCCAUGCUCUUCAGAUUCCA
Messenger RNA from Andrographis paniculata, 1620 nucleotides. RefSeq names its product fasciclin-like arabinogalactan protein 1. Gene Ontology annotation, cellular component: plasma membrane. The record is from RefSeq and is a predicted model, not a curated record. The transcript has a single exon. The coding region runs from base 221 to 1459 and encodes 412 amino acids. Lineage: Eukaryota; Viridiplantae; Streptophyta; Magnoliopsida; Lamiales; Acanthaceae.